Messenger RNA from Rhagoletis zephyria (snowberry fruit fly), 1008 nucleotides. NCBI's taxonomy places the organism in Eukaryota, Metazoa, Arthropoda, Insecta, Diptera, Tephritidae. The record is from RefSeq and is a predicted model, not a curated record.
AUGGUGGUCGCCAUUGGCUUCGAGGGCAGUGCCAACAAGCUGGGCAUCGGUAUUAUGCGCGAUGGGGAAGUGCUGGCCAAUCCUCGCGUCACCUACAUCACGCCGCCCGGAGAAGGGUUUCAGCCUAGGUUUACCGCAGCACAUCACCGGUCUCGAAUCGUCGAGUUGACCAAAGAAGCGCUGAAGAUUGCUGGCCUGAAGCCCGAGGAAAUCGACGUCAUCUGCUUCACCAAAGGUCCCGGAAUGGGGGCACCUCUAGUCUCUGUGGCACUGGUUUCUCGUACCUUGGCGCUUCUGUGGAACAAGCCAAUUGUUGGCGUGAAUCACUGCAUUGGUCAUAUUGAAAUGGGUCGACUUGUGACUGGGGCGGAGAACCCAACGCUUCUGUACGUCAGCGGCGGUAAUACACAGAUAAUCGCCUACAGUGAAAAGAAGUACCGAAUUUUCGGUGAAACCAUUGACAUUGCUAUCGGAAACUGCCUGGAUCGCUUUGCACGCGUACUCAAGCUUUCAAACGACCCCAGUCCGGGCUACAACAUUGAACAACUUGCGAAAAAAGGAAAGAAACUAGCACCCUUGCCGUAUGUGGUCAAAGGAAUGGACGUAUCCUUCUCUGGUCUGCUUUCAUUCAUUGAGUCAAAGGCCUCAAAGUGGCUAGAAAGCGGAGAAUACACACAGGAGGAUUUAUGCUUUUCUCUGCAAGAAACCAUGUUUUCAAUGCUAGUGGAAACAACCGAGCGAGCAAUGGCCCACACCGGCUCAAACGAAGUGCUCAUAGUUGGCGGUGUAGGCUGCAAUUUGCGUCUUCAGGAGAUGAUGCAGCGAAUGGCCGAAGAGCGAGGCGCCAAGCUCUACGCUACUGAUGAUCGCUACUGCAUUGACAAUGGAGCCAUGAUAGCCUAUGCCGGUCUGCUCAGCUACCAAUCAGGCCAGACAACACCGUUUGAAGAGACCUGGUGCACUCAACGUUUCAGGACCGAUGAGGUCGAUGUUACCUGGAGAAGCUAA